AUGUCUGAAACUGUCACCGCUGCUUUCAACGAAAUUGCUGCUGGCAAGCCAGAGCUUAAGGAUCUUAAGAUCGAAUCCGUCAAGGAAGUCAAAUCAGAGGGCGCCACAGUUCUUGUUAUCACAGUUCCAUACAAACAAAUCAAGGCCUUCCAAUCCGCCCAAGCCACAUUCCUUCCAGAUCUCGAGAAGAAGCUUAAUGCCCAAAUCUGCAUUAUUGGCAAGCACCGUGCAUUCCCCAAGACACCAGAACACGGUCGCCGCUUCAAGGCCAUCCGCAACUACGGCCGUACACUCCGUUCAGUCAACGAUGCCAUUCUUGACGAUCUUGUCUUCCCAACAGCUAUCGUUGGCAAGCGUGUCCAUUACGAUGUCAAUGGCAAGCAAGUUACAAGAGUUAUCCUCGACAAGCACGAUGCUACUCGUGUUGAGGAGCGCCUUUCUGGCUUUGCUGCUGCCUACAACCGCCUUACAGGCAUCGUUUCAGUUUUCGAGGUUGCUCAGAACUAA
Messenger RNA from Trichomonas vaginalis G3, 507 nucleotides. RefSeq names its product Chain H 40s Ribosomal Protein S7. Gene Ontology annotation, biological process: ribosomal small subunit biogenesis; rRNA processing; translation. Bases 1 to 507 code for a protein of 168 amino acids. Gene Ontology annotation, molecular function: structural constituent of ribosome. Gene Ontology annotation, cellular component: ribosome; small-subunit processome; 90S preribosome. The record is from RefSeq and is a predicted model, not a curated record. Lineage: Eukaryota; Parabasalia; Trichomonadida; Trichomonadidae. The transcript has a single exon.